AUAAACGUUACUAAAUGACUACGACCAAAAAGUUGUAAAAAAAAAAAAUUAAAAGAAACAGUAACUUCUUUACACCAACCACACAAAUAAUAAUGUAAUCCGAUUUGUAAGAAGAAGACUUUUUGCAAAACAUUCUUUUAUAGAAGAGAGACGACCGCCGUCGCCGGGAAGUGACGUCACCUCAAAACCCGCCAAAUGGGUGCCACAGACCCCGUAAAGUUAAAGGCUGUGGAAGAGAGAGAAAACAGAGGAGAAGAAAAAACAGAGAAGAAGAAGAAGAAGAAGAAGCAGAGAGGAGUAAAGGCUAAUGAUGAGGAAGAAGGAGGAGAUAAAGACGAACUCAACCACCACAGAUUCUUAGCGAACUUGAACAGAUUAAACCCGACGAACCCUCUUCGGAUCAUUGUCAACAAUGGCGGCGGCGGUAGAUUCACCACUCCGCCUCCUCCUAACCCCGCGCAGCCGCUCCGAUCAUCCUCAAGAGCUCCUCCGCCGAUACAGACUCCUCCCGUUCGCGCGCCGCCGCCGGAAGAGCCUCAGCCUCCGCCGUCUCCCUCUCCGCCUCCGCUUCAGCAUCAGUCCCGUUCCCUCUUCUCACAAACCCCUCAAGAAACUUUGGCGUCGUUGAACUCGUCAAAGUACACAAACAAGUUCUUUCUCUUCCUCUUCAUCCUUCACAAGAUCGCGGCCAUCGGUUUCGUAUGCUUCCUCGUCUUCAGAGGCGUCCAGGGUCUCAUCGGCUCCAACGGCAGCGUCAAACGCAAAGAGCAACGCAUCCUCAGAUUCCUACUUCCGCAAGUCGAAGCCGCGUCUCUCCUAAGCAUCGUACUCGCGUUCUCCUGGCAAAUGGCGAUCCGUCUCUGGCCUGAGUUCAUGAUCCACUUCAUCCUCUGGAGCACGUUCCUGAUGUCUCUCUCCUCAGGAAUCCUCUUGCUCUGUUUCCAAAUGCCAGCCACCGAUGGCGUUGGUGUUUCCCUCAUCGCCUUCUCUAUUGGAAACGGUUUAUACGCUUGCUGGGUCACACGCAGGAUCAAGUUCUGUACCAAGAUACUGGUCAAGUCUUUAGAGCCAGUUUCAAAGUUCUCUGACUUGAACUUACCAACCUACUACAUGCUAGCCGCUGGCUUCUUCUGGAUGUCGCUUUGGAUCUUCGGUGUCAUCGGUGCGUUGAAUUUUUAUUUCCCGCCGCUUGUGAUUAUCGGUUUGGUGUUGAGCUUGGCUUGGACGACGGAAGUGAUGAGGAACGUUGUUAAUCUGACUGUGAGUAGAGUCAUCGCUCUGUUCUAUCUUAGAGGGAUGCAGUCUAGUACAAGGUUUAGUUUCCAAAGAGCCUUGUCUCGUAACCUAGGGAGCGCGUGUUUGGGGUCUCUCUUUGUUCCGACGAUCGAAGCGCUUAGGAUCGUGGCGAGGGGGUUAAACUUGCUUAAAGGUGAAGAUGAGUUCAUGUUUUGCUGCGCUAAUUGCUGUCUUAAACUCAUGACGUUUAUAUUCGAGCAUGGCAAUGGCUGGGCCUUUGUGCAGAUAGCAGCGUAUGGGAAAGGGUUUGUGAGGGCGUCGCAAGACACGUGGAAACUGUUUGAGGAUGUUGAUAUGGUUGAGGUAGUGGAUGCGGACAUAACAAGCUCUAUAUGUUUCCUCACGGGGAUAUGCAGUGGCUGCGUCUGUGUUAUUGUGGCGGUCGCUUGGACGCACACGGUUUAUAAGCCUUUUACAGCUACCAUCUCCUUGCUUGCCUUCUUCAUUGGAUACCUCAUGACGAGGAUCUCAAUGGCAUUGCCUCACGCAUGCGUGAGUUGCUACUACGCAUGCUACGCUGAGAAUCCAGAGAGCAGAUUCUUUGACGAAACCAUAAAAGAUAGACAAGCUUUGAUCAAAAAUGGUCGUGUUGUUGUCCACACCCCUAGAGUCCGCCGUGCUCUAGCCUAGACCGGCUCUGGCUACUUGAUCUUUUUUUCUCCUUCUUGCCUAAUUGAAUUGUAUUUAUAAUUUGAUAAUUAAUUUAGUAAGAGAAAGUGGUAGUGUCAAUAUCAGUGGGGGUGGGGAAGAAAGAAUGUGGUUACAAUCCAACUAAGCAAAGUUGGUUGAGCCUUUUCUAUUCUUCUUCUUUGUUGUUGAAACCCUUCAAUGACUUUCUGUACAUAUAUUUAUUUCCUCAUUAUUUGUUGGUUCCUAUCUGUACAUUACAACAUGGGUAUAUUCUUUUCUCAA
Molecule: messenger RNA, 2208 nt
Organism: Brassica oleracea var. oleracea
Lineage: Eukaryota; Viridiplantae; Streptophyta; Magnoliopsida; Brassicales; Brassicaceae
Product: protein PNS1-like
Exons: 5
Coding region: 196-1926 (576 amino acids)
Biological process (GO): transmembrane transport
Cellular component (GO): membrane
Molecular function (GO): transmembrane transporter activity
Source: RefSeq, a predicted model, not a curated record